CCAGGAUGAUGAAUAAGAACAGCAAAUCGAUGAAGAUGAAGAUCUGCCACUUCGAAGCAGGCAUAGAGAAGCUGCUUCCAUGGCAGCUGCCGAAACCCCAAUAGGACAGCUAUGGAGGAAGCACCACGCAGAGCAGGGCCUGAUGUCCCUGGGCCAAUUCCGCACCAGCCAGAAUUCCCGUACAAUAAACCUGCGCCCGGAAAUGGGGCCUGGUUUACUGUCGAACUUCGAGAUGAGCUCUACGCUCUUCGUCGAGAGCUGGACAGAUUGCGGAAGAAGGUCGAUAAGAUAUCGGACGAAGUGAACGCGGGUGCCGAACGACUUGCUGACGUUACGGCCCACAAGAUCAAGCAGUUGGUCGACGCAGCAGUACAAGAGGCAUUGACAGCUCACGCUGGGAAGAAGGCGGAUGAUGGAAACUCCCAACAAGCAAGCCGUGGGAGAGGAAAGGAUGGUGACGUCUCGAAGGUGAUGUCGGAACUAAAGGGGCUCAAGAAGCAGCUGGAGGAUUUUCAGGGCAUGAAGUACGACAUUGCCUCCUUACAAGGAAGUGUGGUUAACUUAAAACCACCAACAAGGCAGUUUAUCUCUCCCAGGCAGCUACUAACCAAUGGGAAGACUCCAAUCAAGAAGGCCACACCGAAGCCGAGCGAAGCACUGGCGAGCACGUCGAAGAAGACUCAGUGGGGUAUCGACCCCCGGAAGAGCGCACGACGAUCGACGGCGAGACGGAGAAUACUGCUUGGUAAGCAGAUCUCCGAGGAUAUGCUGAGUGCCCUCCAAAUGGAGGAUCUCAAGCGGCUGUGCGCAAUGCACAAUGUACGCUACAGGAGCAUGCCACAAGCUAGGGUGGCUUUACGGAAGAUACCGGGACUUAUACUGUCCGACACCGACGAUCUGCCGGACAAGACUGGGACAGGUGACGAGGCCAAUGGAGGUCGGCCAGAUGGUGACAAGACGAAGGAAUCAGAGUCCGAAGAAGAAGGGAGUUCGUCAGAAGACGUGGAGGCAGAGUUCUCCGAAGGACCAGUCGCAUCAGAGGAAGUGCAGCCGAACGCGCAUUAGCCACCACGAUCGCAGUGCGCAAGCUUCCCUACUACUAUCACAUGGAGUCUUGCUACACAAUG
This is a messenger RNA of Chara braunii, 1127 nucleotides long. The record is from the annotation of a GenBank genome assembly. Lineage: Eukaryota; Viridiplantae; Streptophyta; Charophyceae; Charales; Characeae.